AUGUCUACCACUUCGUUCCCGAAUACAACAACAAACACCGAGGCACCUACAAAACUCUAUGAGUUAAUCGCAUCAUAUGAUUUUGAGUCGGACUCGGAUUUCUGCAAAGGCUUAGGUGCAAUCCUAGGCCAUCCAGAAACUCCUGCGUUGGAUGCUGAACUUAUUAGAGAGGAUGACGUUGUUUUACAAGCAAAGUGCUUUUAUAUUUCCAGAAAAAAUCAGAUUAGCCCGCCGGUCGAUUUUUCCGCGUAUAAGAGCUGGGUUGAAGCAAAUAAUAGCUUAACCAGAUCCUCUACUUCGGCUCCUCAGCAGCCAGCUGAAGAGGCCACAACCCAGAAAUCAAGUCAAUCGCCAAAUAGUACAACGGCACCAUCAACAUCGAGCAGCGCGGGCAAAGCUGAUGCCGAACCAGCCUACCCAUCGUCAUUUUCUCAUAUCGUCGAGCUCAUUACAACUGGCCAGCCAAUACCUGGUAUUGAGGAUAUACCUGACACAGUCUUAUCGGGUCACGAAAAACCGAGCAAAGUGGCCCGAAGGCGUAAGCCUUGGGAGAAGACAGAGGUAGAAAACAGUGACGAUAACGCAUCUCUAGCCCUGCAAGAAAGUCGAUGA
Molecule: messenger RNA, 612 nt
Organism: Talaromyces proteolyticus
Lineage: Eukaryota; Fungi; Ascomycota; Eurotiomycetes; Eurotiales; Trichocomaceae
Exons: 2
Coding region: 1-612 (203 amino acids)
Source: RefSeq, a predicted model, not a curated record